Messenger RNA from Oreochromis niloticus (Nile tilapia), 3988 nucleotides. RefSeq names its product proline-rich protein 36-like. The transcript is spliced from 2 exons. The coding region runs from base 870 to 3584 and encodes 904 amino acids. The record is from RefSeq and is a predicted model, not a curated record. NCBI's taxonomy places the organism in Eukaryota, Metazoa, Chordata, Actinopteri, Cichliformes, Cichlidae.
UUAUUGUCUUAGAUUUUUGUUUUUUAACUUUUUUAAAGUACAAAAUAGAACUUGUAUAUUGGUAUGCAACUAUGACUUGGCCAAAACAGUGACAGUGUAGCUUUGGGAGAAAUAUAGUCUAACCAUUUUUCAUAAUUAGCCAAUAAACAUGCAGGGAGAUAUUGGAUUCAUUAAAAAACAGCCCAAGUGGGUAGACAGGCAGAAACACACACACGAACACACACAUAACACGCAUGCGCACAAAUGCAUGCAUGCAUGCAAAGAUCUGCACAGAGUUGAACAGUGACAAAGUAAAUACACAGUAAAUAAUACACAGUAAUAUAAGUAUAUCAGCCCUUAAGUCAUUUAGAAUGAUUCAUGUGUAAUUAAUAACAUCAACAAGUAACACCUCCGAAAGAACCAUGCAUUAGCUGACUUAUGUGUCAGGGUUUCUGGGUCGUUGACCCAGUGUUUUCAGUUCGUCCUCAUUGUUUAUCUUCUGCCUGUUUCACUUCCUGUUUUAUUGUGUUAACCUUGGUCCAUGUGCAUUAUGUUCAGUCCUCUUCCCAUUUAUCAUUAGUUCAUUAUGUUCAGCUGUGUACUCACCAGUUUCUAAUCGCUCCUCACUCAGCCUGUGUAUUUAUGUUCCUCAGUUCAACCAGUCCGGUGUCGUGUCAUUGGUGUUAUGUUGUUGUUUACGCCUGCGUUCAGUCAGCCAGCCAUUCAGCCCUUCAGUCAUUCAGUCAGUCGUCCAGCCAGCCAGCCAGCCAUUUCCUACCUCUGUUCUGUUUGUUCACUCCAUCGGCAAUAAAUACCAACCUUCACCUACCUACCUGUGAGUCCAGCAUUUGGGUCCUCCUUCCCUCAUCCACAACACAGAUCCUGACAGAAUGACACGACCCGCUUUUGACCCAGCGGACUCGGACCUUUUUGAGCGGCAGGAGGCAGCGCUCUCCAUUUGGAUGGAGAAGCUCAAGGGGAAACAGCGGCUCUUCGCGGAGCAAGAGCACAUCUUCGAGGGAACUCGCCUGGCUCUGGGCGGGCCUCGGAGACGCCGCGUUCCCCCACCUGCUGCCUCACCUGCACCGGAGCAUUCGCCGCGGAGAGUGGACGUUUCACGCCGCGCUGCGGCCGUUCCCUCUCUCGCGGGUCCGCUCCUCGCUCACGCGCCAUCUGCCUCAUUCACCGGACCUUCAACCUCGCCACGGCACAGCGGCUCCGCCUCCCACCUCGGCUCAACAGAGGCUCCCGAGCCGGAGGCUCGGAUGUGUACCCCGCCCGCUUCCUCUUCCCGGAGAAAGCGGCGCACACGCCGCCAUAAAAUGGACUAUUUCCAGCAAUUCCCGGUGGUGAGUUCCAGUGACUGUUUUCCACCCUCAUUCGAUUCCUCAUUUAAAACCACCGAUGAACCCAUCUCUGAUUCGUGGGAUGUUUCCCUCCUGGAGGAUUCUGUGGACUGGGAAGAUCUUUUCUGUUCUGCUCCCCCAAAGACUGUAAAUAGUGAUGGCAGAAAGACCAGACUAAAACCCGUUAGACCUGUCAGUGUCACUCACCCAGUUGUUAUUUCCACUCCUAUCAGCCAGCCUACACCCACACCUGUGCCAGCUCCCAGGAGGAGGGCAGCUGCGACCCAGCCUACCUCCACACCCGCUCCUGUUUCUCGGGUGGGGGUGACUGGUGUCCAGCCACCUCCCGUGCCUGUCCCAGCGCCUAGGCUGAAGGCAGCUAGAACCCAGCCUGACCUCCCUAGAGUCUCGGAAGAGCUAGCCUCUCCAUCUACUACUUCACCUCUUCAUCCACCUCCUGAUCCAGCCUUUCACGCCCUCGCAUUAUCACUGGUUAAGCUAGCUGAGGUUUCUCCUGCUCAGGCACCAGCUUUACUAGCCCAGGCUAUAGCCUUAUCUCCCUCAUUAGCACAGUCUAUAGCUCAACCACCAGCCACAUCAACCACAGCUCCGUCGUCAGCCUCACCCGCCUCUAUUCAUCCCUUAGCAUCCCCACUCCAGUCAGUUCACUCACCUGCUGUUCAGCUUCCAGCCCAGUCAGUUCACUCUCCUGCUGUUCAGCCUCCAGCCCAGUCAGCUCCCUCUCCUGCUGUUCAGCCUCCAGCCCAGUCAGCUCCCUCUCCUGCUGUUCAGCUCCCGGUCCAGCCAGUUCACUCUUCUGCUGUUCAGCCCCCGGUCCAGCCGGUUUACUCCCCUGUAGCUCAGUCACCUGCUCUCGUUCUCCAGUCUCCUGUAGUUCAGCCUCCUCCCGUUCUCCAGUCUCCUGUAGUUCAGCCUCCUCCCGUUCUCCAGUCUCCUGUAGUUCAGCCUCCUCCCGUUCUCCAGUCUCCUGUAGUUCAGCCUCCUCCCGUUCUCCAGUCUCCUGUAGUUCAGUCUCCUCCCGUUCUCCAGUCUCCUGUAGUUCAGUCUCCUCCUGUCCUCCAGUCUGCUCCCGUCCUCCAGGCCCCCGUAGUCCAGUCUCCUGUUCCUCAGGCCCCUGUAGCUCAGUCUCCUGUCCUCCAGUCUUGUCCCCUCCAGCCAGUCCAGUCUGUUAUCCAGUCGCCUGUCCUCCAGUCAGUACAGUCUGUCAUCCAGCACCCUGUGGUUCAGUCACCGGUUCUCUCACCUUCUGUAGUCCAGUCUUCUGUAGUCCAGUCACUCAUUCACCAUCCAUUUCAGUUCCCGGACCCGAAGCCACAGCAUCCAGAGCCAGCUGUGAGCUCUCCUGCUCCUCAGCCAGGGGUUUCCGCACCCGCUGGCCCGGCCGCUCCUCAGCCAGGGGCCUCCGCGCCUACUGGCCCAGCCUGUCUCCAGCCAGAGGCCUCCGCGCCUACUGGCCCAGCCUGUCUCCAGCAAGAGGCCUCCGCGCCUACUGGCCCAGCCUCCGAAGCUGUUGCUUCGUCACCGCCGGCUCCGCCUGGUCCAGCCUCUGCCUCGGCUUCUGCUCCGCCUGGUCCAGCCUCUGCCUCGGCUUCUGCUCCGCCUGGUCCAGACUCAGCUUCGCCUGGUCCUGCGGCUGCCACGCCGCCGCCCGAGCCUGCACCUCGGAAUCGCUGGCCACUUUCCAGGCCACCAGCUGGACGUCAUCGCCAGCGUGGUCGACCACCGGACCUCCUCAGCGGCCGCCGCCGUCUUCCUCGCGGCCGCCCACCGGACCUCCUCCUCAGCGGCUGCCGCCGUCUUCCUCGCAGCCGCCCACCGGACCUCCUCCUCAGCGGCCGCCGCCGUCUUCCUCGCGGCCGCCCACCGGACCUCCUCCUCAGUGGCCGCCGCCGUCUUCCUCGCGGCCGCCCACCGGACCUCCUCCUCAGUGGCCGCCGCCGCCUUCCUCGCGGCCGCCCACCGGAUCACCUCCUCAGUGGCCGCCGCCGCCUUCCUCGCGGCCGCCCACCGGACCGACUUCAGCAUCGCCGCCGCCUUCCUCGCGGCCGCCCACCUGAACUGUCCGGGCUCAGCCACUGGCCGCGUGGCCGCCCACCUGAACUGUCCGGGCUCAGCCACUGGCCGCGUGGCCGCCCACCUGAACUGUUUUUGUUUCGGACUCCGUCCCUCCGUCCUGGGCCCCUCCGCCCUCCCUGUUUUGGUUUUUCGUUCUUUUGGCCGUCGGGUGCCGGCCUUUGAAGGGGGGGGUACUGUCAGGGUUUCUGGGUCGUUGACCCAGUGUUUUCAGUUCGUCCUCAUUGUUUAUCUUCUGCCUGUUUCACUUCCUGUUUUAUUGUGUUAACCUUGGUCCAUGUGCAUUAUGUUCAGUCCUCUUCCCAUUUAUCAUUAGUUCAUUAUGUUCAGCUGUGUACUCACCAGUUUCUAAUCGCUCCUCACUCAGCCUGUGUAUUUAUGUUCCUCAGUUCAACCAGUCCGGUGUCGUGUCAUUGAUGUUAUGUUGUUGUUUACGCCUGCGUUCAGUCAGCCAGCCAUUCAGCCCUUCAGUCAUUCAGUCAGUCGUCCAGCCAGCCAGCCAGCCAGCCAUUUCCUACCUCUGUUCUGUUUGUUCACUCCAUCGGCAAUAAAUACCAACCUUCACCUAC